Molecule: messenger RNA, 409 nt
Organism: Brassica oleracea var. oleracea
Lineage: Eukaryota; Viridiplantae; Streptophyta; Magnoliopsida; Brassicales; Brassicaceae
Exons: 1
Coding region: 110-280 (56 amino acids)
Source: RefSeq, a predicted model, not a curated record
UGUGUCAAAUUAACUAAUAAUGUCUAAAAUAAGCAGAAUAAAAUCUUUCUUUCACCCCAUCUUCGUUUCUAAACCUUCACAUUCAACAAAAUCUUGAAGAGAGAGGAAGAUGGAUUCGGGACUAUCUUGGGCUGAUCAAUGGGAUUACAACUCUGAUCCUCCUCCAAAUUCAUCUAAAGACGACGAUAAGAAGAAGAAAAAGAAGGAAGACGCAAGCAAAAGCAGUUUGGGAAAGGCCUUCAAAUGGGUGAAAGAACUUCGCAAGAAAUCUGAUAAGUAAUCAUAUAUAGGGUUUAUUGUUCUAGUUCUUUUGUUUCGUGUGAUUAAUCCAUUAAGCGUUAUUUUCUCUUUUACCCAUUCUUCUAAUUGCAAUUGCCAAAUCUUUUAAAAAAUUUAAAAGUUAUGUUGG